CCAAAGCUCUCAGCAAACUGCAACGUAUUCAAAGCUUUCUCUUCUUUUGAGUUCCUUGAUAGUUCUUUUUCUUUUCUCAUCUAUACUAAAACUAAAAGAUCAUGGCUAUUCUUCGUAUGAUCAAGAAGUCUUCCGCAACAAGAGAUACUCCCAAAGGCCAUUUUGCUGUGUAUGUUGGAGAGAUGCAGAAAAAGAGAUUUGUGAUCCCGAUAUCAUUCUUGAACGAACCUUUAUUUCAAGACUUACUUAGUCAAGCUGAGGAAGAAUUUGGCUUUGAACAUCCAAUGGGUGGUGUGACUAUUCCCUGCAGUGAGGAUUUGUUCAUAGAUCUCACAUCUCGAUUGAGGAAGUGAGAAGGAAAUCAGUCCCCAUUUUGUUAAUUACACAAUUUUGUAUAGUUGAGUAAGCCAGGAUCUCCUUGUGUACAGUUGAGAGUUAGAAGAAACACUAGGUAGAGUGAAAACGCAUUUUUCUACUUCAAAAGAAAUUGAAGAAUUGAAACUUUUUACUUACCUGGUUCCAUUCUAUUCCAUACAUUGAUGUAAUCAAUUAAU
Molecule: messenger RNA, 554 nt
Organism: Solanum dulcamara
Lineage: Eukaryota; Viridiplantae; Streptophyta; Magnoliopsida; Solanales; Solanaceae
Product: auxin-induced protein 15A-like
Exons: 1
Coding region: 102-353 (83 amino acids)
Biological process (GO): response to auxin
Source: RefSeq, a predicted model, not a curated record